Messenger RNA from Penicillium expansum, 1518 nucleotides. Its product is annotated as 3'-5' exonuclease. Gene Ontology annotation, molecular function: exonuclease activity; nucleic acid binding. Gene Ontology annotation, biological process: rRNA processing; ribosomal large subunit assembly. Lineage: Eukaryota; Fungi; Ascomycota; Eurotiomycetes; Eurotiales; Aspergillaceae. The record is from RefSeq and is a predicted model, not a curated record. The transcript has a single exon. The coding region runs from base 1 to 1518 and encodes 505 amino acids. Gene Ontology annotation, cellular component: nucleus.
AUGGAGAUCCCUCGAGUCCCAGUCGAGCUCUCUCAAGCACCUGCUCAAAUCCUUCAACUGCCGGUGAAUGUCCCACAAGCCCAGGUGGGGUUCCGUCGAACAGCUUCCCAAGUCUGUCAUACACCACCUCGGUUCUAUCAAACACCCACUCGGCGUAUUGAAAGUCAGGUGCCGGUCUAUCCGUCCCCGGCGCAGGCUUUCCAGUCCCCAGUGCAGAGAUCGCAACAAGCCGAGCAGGUCUUCCGGUCCCCUUCCCAGGGCUCUCAAACCCCGAAAAUCACUCGGUCCCGGGCAGAAAGCUCUCACCAAGUGGAGCUCCCUCGCUCUCUAGAACCGGGUUCUCAGUCCUUAGUGCAGGACGCUCAACAAGCAGAGGUCCCUCAGUCCCCACAACAGCGAUAUGAGUCCCCAGAACACUCUCAGUCUUUAGUACAAAGCACUCAGUCCCCAUUUCAAAUGUCCGACCAAAUGGACCAAAUUUCCCAAUUCUCAAUGCAACUAUCCGCACAAGACGGUACAACAGCCGAAACAAACGAAACAGACAUCGCAACACCCUCAACCCCAACAACAAACACCACAACCCCCUCCCUCUUCAUCCAACCAACAAAAUCAAACCCAACCUUCUCACUAGUGUACCACAAAAUGAAACACCGCUGGACCGACCUGGAACCCCUCGAACAAACCUUAAUCGUCAAAUACCUACUGGGAAGAUGCCACACACAAGAACGCCUGCACUGCCAAGGCUACAACGCCCCGAAAACCAUCGACACAACCUCCUGCCUGAAACGCGGCGAACCACAUCAAACCCACACCUUCACCCGCUACUCAACCCACCGAAAAGCAAUCGUCAUAGACUGUGAAAUGAUAGAAACAACCCUCUGCACGAGCGAACUAGCUUUCAUAACCGCAAUCGACUUCCUCACCGGCGAAGUCCUGAUCAACAGCUUCGUGGCGCCGACAGCACCGGUGACGAACUGGCUGACGCCGAUCAGCGGGAUCACGCCUGAGAAAAUGGAUGCUGCUAUCGCUGACAACAAGGCGUUUAAAUCAAAUGCUGAUGCGCGACGCGCGUUGCGGAUGUUCCUUGAUCAUGAUACUGUUCUCAUUGGUCAUGCGCUUCACCACGAUCUCCGGACGUUGGGGUUGAUUCAUGGACGGAUUGUGGACACGUCUGUUGUUACGGCUGAGGCUGUUUUUUCUAAUUUUUCGGCAAGGACGCUGUUGCCGCGGGUUUGGGGGUUGAAGGCUCUGGCGAAUGAGUUGGUUGGGAUUGACAUCCAGACUGGGGAUGAGGGACAUCAUUCGCUUGAGGAUGCGUUGGCUACAAGGGAGGUUUUGAUUUGGUGUUUGCGGGGUCCGGAGUGUUUAAAGGUUUGGGCGGAGAGGGCUCGGAGUUUGUAUGAGCGGGUGAGACAGCAGAGAGGUGGACAGAAGAAGACUGUGAGGAAUUCUGCGAAGAAAGUUAGAGGUACUAGUUCGGGUAAGGGCAGAGGCAAGAAGAAACCUGUUCUGGACUGA